GGGGGAGGGGGGAAGAGGCAAGAGGGAAACCUUCAUCUGAGGAUGACGCGGAGGAGGGGAUCGCAAACAGCGACGAAUAGUAGGCCUACGCUGGAAAGGCGAAAAUGAUUACCGUAGAUUCCGAUGGACAUAUAUUCCGAUCUUUAAAAGCAUUGGAUACUCCUUUACGAGCCCCAUUCUGCCGGAUUCAUAUUUUUGACUGAGAGACGCUGGAGCUAGAAGAGGGGACACCAUCUGGAGUGAUGGGCUGUCGUUUUUCUGGACCAUGGAUCGAAGGAGAACCGGGGGUGAGUGGGAGGCACGUGUCCCAGCUUAGCAAACAAGAUGCCCUGCGCAUUCUGGCAGCCUAUGAGCAGCCAAUCACAAUGCAGAUCAAGCCACGGAGGCAUUUUCGACAGAAUGGCAACACACAUGGCGAUGGCCGUUCCUGGGAGACCCUCCCUCUCAGCCUGCAGAACCUCAGCCUCCCCCUGCAGGCACCGAGACCCCCUGCCUCGGACCCCAGGGGGAGCCCUGCCUCCCAGGACAGGCGCCAUUGGAGACAUCUCGUGGUCCAACAGGACCGUUGUGAUGAGGGGAUGUAUGAGUACCUACCGACCGCCCCGCAGGACACCAUUGACAUGGGGCCUGUUGGCUACCAGGUGAUUCAGAAAAAUGAUAAAGACUUAACCAGUAGAGACCCAAACAACUCCAGCUGCUUGCUAGGCUGCUGCAACAACCCUGCAGAACCCAGCAGCUUCUACACCCAGCAGAUGGAAGACAGCAGCGUCAUGGCUGAGAAUCCCCAUGGCUACCUCCCCCUUCACCAUGAGCUGGACAGCGGCCUCGGCUGGACAGACGGCUCCCUCCACCAGGGGGAUCUCUCCGGGCUGGAGACCGAGGAGGGAGGCCUGGACGAAUGCCACCAAUACAGCAGGGGCUAUGUCCAGGGCGGAUGUGCGGGACACGGCUUCGGCCGCGGCUCUCCGUCCUCAGAGUCCUACAUGUCCUCGGAGCUCAGUGACUCUGGCUUCUGCAGCGUGAGCACCGGGGAGUUCCGGCGCUUCCAGAGGCUGCUGGAGAAGCGGAUGCGGCUGUACAACGCCCGGCUCCACCACCCGGCAGAACCCUGCGAGAAGAGGGAGCGACGCGACAGCUGUCCCAAGAGCCACCGCGAGCUGCUGGAGGCCAUUCCUGAAGCGCUGGCCAUGCAGCCCCUGCUCCCGAACCCCCGGGCGGGAGUAGGGCACAGCAGUGACCCAGCCAUGGGCUUCUCCCCCUGCGGUCUCUCCAGGGUAUCAUCUGUCCAAUUUCGCAAAGAAGACCAGCCCUGUUUGAACCGUCACAGUUCCAGCAGCGGGGCCCUCUUCAACCCAUCACACGGCCACACCUCCAUGGGGAUGCCCAUUCUUUCCACAUGCAGUACCCCUUCCAGCCACCACAGACCGAUGGUGCUCGGGAAACAGCAUCAGGCCUCAAACUCAGUUGGGAUUCUGAGGAGAAGUCGUACCCUGCACUAUCGUCCGGCCCCCCACGAGUACCGCCGCCGGGCCAGCCACCCGGCGUCCCCCUCCUACACCGCAGCAACGCUUGACAGCGGGGAGACCGUGGGACCCCAGGCCCCGGAGCAAAGGGAAACAUCUCCAAGUGUAUUAACGUUGAACCAUGCCAGUCAUGCUCUAUCUCCCCACCCCCAUCCCCAUCCGACCGCUGUGAGCCAUCCCCAGGGGACACACGGUCCCUUCUAUAGCACCCAUUUACCCCCCCAUGACUGGCCUCAGCCGCGGGAAAGAAGCAUUAAAACUGAGCUAGUGGUCCCCAAAGAAGAAAGAAUCAGAAGAGCCAGACCACGAGAAGCCAGCCUGCAGAAUGACCCAGAGAAAGACAAGGAUCUGCAAGCAGACCGGGUCCAGGAUGAAGAGAGAAAACGGGAGUUUGUUGGAGACAGCAAGAGCGACCCACACUGUUUCCACACCCUGAGUCUGCCUCCCCAGCCGGGGGACAUAAAUGAAACAUGGCCGAAGCCAGCCAGUCGAUUGUCUCAGGGCGGUGGGUGUGGUGGAGGUCUCUACAGCACCCUUGAAUUGCACUCUAACCCGGGGCCUGGAUCCAUGCCGCAGUGGGCUGACAAUGAAAAGCCAAAUACAAUCUCUACAUCCAAUCCCCACGCACACUCAACCCACAUCACCAACACAAACCAAAACACUCGGCUCUCAAGAAACCAGUUACUAAGGAACAGGGCUUCACGGCUCGCUGAUGAGCGUGGCGGCAUGAGCACCGAUGAGGAGACCAAUACAGAAAUGCUCCAGGGUCGGUACUGGAGCCGCACAGAGAGGAGGGAACAUCUGCUUAUUGCCCGUGAGCAAAGGCAGCAGCAGCAGCGGGCGAGGGGCGCACCAAUGAGAGAGGGACAGUACAACAGGGGAGUCACUGUGGGGGAGGACGGGAGCACAGAGAACCAAGUAUGUGACGAAGACCAGUUCUUUGUGGAGGGGCGGUGCAACACUGUUCUUGAACUCAGCCAGAGGAAGUUGAAUCAUCUUCGGAACAGGAAACUGUACGACGAUUGGACCACUGUAGAGGAGCUGUUGUCUCAUGGAAUCAGAAUGGACAGCAGGGAAAGCAAAGUCUGUCCCAGCAACCUGCUGACCGUCACUACCGUCUAACCGCUCAGUUUAGCCUAGCAUCUGUGGGUGUGGGUACCGGUGUGUGUGUGUGUGUGUGUAGGAUUUUGGUUAUGAUCUGUACAGCACCCUUAGUAGUGAGACACUAUAGAUUAUAACAAAUCAAUAAGGGUCUACCCCUAUUUUUUAAUGAAAGUGUUGUAUGUUAGGGUAUUGUGCAACUUGAUGUCGUAUGGUUUAUUCUACAUAUAUUUCACACAUUUGAUGAAUAAAUAAAUAAAUCCAUAUAUUCUAUAAUUGGAUUCUCGAGAGCAAUGCCAAGUGGCCUAAUUGUCUGAGCUAUACGUCUUUGUUCACUAAUGAAGCUUUUGGUGCAUAUGGCGGGAAGAGAAAAGUAAAAGUGUGAUCAAAAUGAAAAGAUGCAGGUUUUACUGUCUACAAUCAAAAUAUUGCUUAAGUUGGUGUUGUAAAUAUUACAAGAUGUGCUGCUUCUUCAUGACCUUUUCUAAGUUGACUUUCUUUCUACCAUGAGCCAGGCCCUUUGACCCUACAAUCUGCAGUGUGUUUACAGAACCCCUACAUGACUGGACUUUACUGCCUUUCCUCUUCCUCAUGUUGGAUUAUCUCAGACGAUGGGCUUGUUUACAUUCUAAAAAGGCCUGCACAUUCAGAAAGCUGUUUGGGAUGUGCAAUAGUACCUCAGUAGUUCAUAACUCCUUACACAAAGUAUUCACCCUUGAAGUCAGGUUCCAUCGUAUGGUGUUACGAAUCAGUUUACCCAAAUAAAACUCAUGAGAAAAAAAAUCGUAAGAAAAAACACCUGUAGAGAUGGAAGCUUCUCAUAACUAUAGAUAUUUUUCAUAUCACCUUAUUUAAAAUAGUGUAACAUUUUUAUUGAAUCGCCAAAAGGAGCCCCGUUGUGACUUUAGAUGGAAUGAUUAACUGUGUUGUUUUAUAUUUAGCAAUUUAAAUUUAGUAAGUUAUACUUUUAUAACUUUCUGAAAGCAGAAAAACAAUUAGCAAAAAAGGUAAACAACUUCGUUUUAAAGUGUGAACUAUACAUAAUUUGUUAUUGACUUUAAUGGUGUCAUUGUACCAAGUGCAUAUUUGAUUUGUUUUACUAUCCAGAAUGUUAGCAAAGAGAUUCAACAGUGUUUUGUUUUGGAUGCUCACUGAUAGGUUAAUGGAUAAUGUUGGUUUAUCGCAGUUAAAUACAAGCUAUAUGUAGAGCACACACACACACACAUAUAUAUAUACAGAAUAUAUAUACAUAAAUACAUAAAUGUAUAUACACAUACGUUUAUGUAUGUAUAUAUAUCUAUAUAUAUAUAAUGUACCAAUGUGAAGUUAUCUCUUUGAAAUACUAAUGCUCCUUGUUUCACCUCCUUUCUUAGUAGUUUCAUGUACAUAGUUGAAUAGUUUGCUUUCAAAUACGACAGACCUUCUGCGCUAAGCCAUCGUUACUGGUGGAUUGAUGCGAUGCACCAGGGGCCAUGCAACACACACCUGGUACACAGCCCUCCUUUACACACAAACACGAGACAGGUUGAAGCACACUUUCAAAGCCAGAAACCAUUGUUAUAGAGGACAAUAUUUUAAAAUAUUUUGGAUUUUGUCGCAGCUGAUCUAAUAAAAGAGGUUUAAUGAAA
Gadus macrocephalus (Pacific cod) is the source of this 4252-nucleotide messenger RNA. RefSeq lists its product as uncharacterized. The transcript has 6 exons. NCBI's taxonomy places the organism in Eukaryota, Metazoa, Chordata, Actinopteri, Gadiformes, Gadidae. Bases 243 to 2645 code for a protein of 800 amino acids. The record is from RefSeq and is a predicted model, not a curated record.